CCUCUUGUGGGUGCUCGCUGGACAACCAGGGCUGCUGGAUAGGUUGGCUAUCCCCAUCAGCCCCGGGGCCGGCUGCGGAGCCCCCUGACCGGAGCCUGGGCCCUGCCCGGGUCUGGCCACGCGCCCCGGGCAGCUUCACCUCUGCCGGGCCAGGGGCUGGUGCCUGUGCCCGCACUCCUGGCUGCGCCCCCGCGGCUGCAGCCGGGCCCGCCACGGGCCACCUCGCUGUGGAUCCCGCCGGGGCCGCCCCCCGCCGGCCCCGCCCGUUCCCGCUGCCGGUCAUGGCGGCGCUGCUGCGGCCCGGGCUGCGGGCGGCCGCGCUCCUCGCCAGGACCCCGCGGCGGGCGGCGGCGGCGUGGCCCGGGGACCCGGAGCCGCCGGACCCGGCGCUGGAGGAGGCGGAGAGGUUCCUGCGGCAGGAGCUGCCCGAAGAGUGGCCGCUGGAGCGCCUGGCCCAGGGGUUCGGCGUCAGCACCGACGUGGUGCGGCGAGUGCUGCGGAGCCGCGGCUGCCCUUCGCCGCGCCGCCGCCUGCGGCAGGACCGGCGGGCGCUGAGCGCCGUCGCGGCGGCACCGGGGCACGAGCGCGAGGUGCGCGCCCCCGACGGGACGCUGCUGUACCGACUGCCGCGGGGCUGGGGCGGGCCGGGGCCCGGCGCGCAAUAAACGGUGUUGGGACCCGCC
Molecule: messenger RNA, 683 nt
Organism: Pipra filicauda (Wire-tailed manakin)
Lineage: Eukaryota; Metazoa; Chordata; Aves; Passeriformes; Pipridae
Gene: NGRN
Product: neugrin, neurite outgrowth associated
Exons: 2
Coding region: 282-665 (127 amino acids)
Biological process (GO): regulation of DNA-templated transcription
Cellular component (GO): nucleus
Molecular function (GO): DNA-binding transcription factor activity; sequence-specific DNA binding
Source: RefSeq, a predicted model, not a curated record